This is a messenger RNA of Perkinsus marinus ATCC 50983, 942 nucleotides long. RefSeq names its product Transmembrane protein, putative. The record is from RefSeq and is a predicted model, not a curated record. Lineage: Eukaryota; Perkinsozoa; Perkinsida; Perkinsidae. Gene Ontology annotation, cellular component: membrane. Bases 1 to 942 code for a protein of 313 amino acids. The transcript has a single exon.
AUGCAAGUCUGUGCUCACUUAGCGAGUGAUACGUUCUCCAGUGCCCAGCUCAUGCUCGGACGAUCUCUCAUACAACUACUGGUCUGCCUGAUAGCUUGUUACUAUGCAGGAGUUAACCCAGUCGGUCCACAUGGCAUCCGUCUGGUGUGUCUUUUCAGAGGCUUUCUCGGCGCGAUGUCCAACUUCCUUCUCUACUACGCGAUCGGAAGCAUGCCGGUAGCCGAUGCCAAUGCCCUAUUCUUCACAAACCCCCUCUUCACGAUGCUCUAUGCAGUUUGUUUGUUACGAGAACCCUCGACUAAAGUGGAGGUGUGCUCCCUCUUCCUUGGCUUCACUGGUGUGAUUUUCGUCGCCAGGCCGAGUUUCCUCUUCGGCUCAGCAGCAGCUCCGCAGGACGGCGGGAAAGAUACCACCGUCUCGGCUAUCCUCGCCUCUCUUCUCGGUGCUUUGAUCGGCGGUUUUGUCCCUAUUGUCGUUCGCUACGUCGGAGGUGCUGUUCACUAUUACGUGAUGGUCUUCUAUUGGGGUGUCGCUGGCACUGUCAUGAGCACCAUCGUGGCCUUGUCUAUCCCGAAUUCCUUCCAGCUACCUCCAUUCACAUCCAACACAAGAGCAUAUCAACUCGGUAUUAUCGCUGGCAUCUUUGGAGUUGGCACACAGUUUGCCUUCAACAGGGCCAUGCAAAUUGAGAAGCCCCAAAACUGCGCCAUGCUCCGACAGCUGGACGUCGCCUUGUCCUUCGUGUGGCAACGGAUAGCAACCUCGUCCCCUGUGCAUCCACUCAGUGUCGGAGGUGCCGUGAUGAUUGUUAGUUCGACGUGUUUGUUACUACUGGAGAAGAUCCUGGGUUGGAAGGAAACACGGCAGCCUCGUGAAGUGGUGAAUGUUCCGAUCACGGCCAGUAGAGAUGGAGCUGUCCCCCAGAUUAUCGGGAAAGAGUGA